Molecule: messenger RNA, 948 nt
Organism: Ipomoea nil (Japanese morning glory)
Lineage: Eukaryota; Viridiplantae; Streptophyta; Magnoliopsida; Solanales; Convolvulaceae
Exons: 1
Coding region: 1-948 (315 amino acids)
Molecular function (GO): catalytic activity
Source: RefSeq, a predicted model, not a curated record
AUGAGUCUAAUUAGUUGGAACUGCCGGGGUUUGGGUGGCACCCGGACAGUUCGAGAAUUGUUGGGCAUUGUGUCCAAACAGCGACCCUUAUUCGUCUUCUUGAUGGAGACGAAAGCAUAUGGUAGUCGGGUAGAGGAAAUGCGAGUGCAGUUGGGUUUUGAAGGGGCUUUCUGUGUGGAUCGUGUUAGCUUCGGGGGCGGGCUGGCGUUGUUCUGGCGGGAUUCGAAUGUUGCAUCCCUGUUAAGUUACUCCAUUGAUCACAUUGAUAUGGAAGUAACGAUUCCAGGGAAACCGACUUGGAGACUUACAUGCUUUUAUAGUGAGCCGGACAGAACACAACGUCAAGUUACGUGGAAUCUUCUACGGCAUUUGAAGGAUCAAUCUACGCUCCCAUGGCUCGUAGUGGGUGACUUCAACGAUAUAGCGUGCUUAUCGGAGAAAAGAGGUGUUCACUCGCAUCCUGCAGCACUUAUUGAAGGUUUUAAUGAUGCACUCAGAGAUUGUCAACUUCACGAUUUGGGAAUGUUGGGGGGAAAUUUUACUUGGGUAAAAGGCCGGGGUACGGACGCAUGGGUGGAGGAAUGGCUGGAUAGAGCCGUGGCAACUACGGAUUGGAUGGACAUCUAUGACCACGCUCAGGUUCAUAAUAUUUAUAUUCGAUCUUCGGAUCACUGUGCGAUUGCUAUAGACGUUGAAACAUGCCCUGUGCGUGCGGCGAUACGAACCUUUAAGUUCGAAUCAGCGUGGCUUUUGGAGGAUGGGUGUGCGAGAGUUGUUGAUGAAGCAUGGCGGAUGUCUACUGGGCAGAAUUUCCAGGAGAGGCUGGCGGUUUGUGGUGAGAGAUUAUGGAAGUGGGGAGGGGAACACUAUCGGCACUUUGGAAACCGGAUUAGGAAUUUGCGGCAUACACUGUCCAGACUCAAGGAAGACCGUACUCCUGCUGGUUAG